AUGAACGUGUCGUGCGUGGAGUGCGGCCCGCCGCCGGACGCGAUCCUGCACAUCCCGCCGCCGCCGCUGCCCACGUUCCUGCAGCGCGCGCUGGCGCACGACGGGCAGCCCGCCUGCGCGGCGCCCUGCGCCUUCACGGACACGCCCGCCGUCGAGUACGUCGAGCUGCCCCGCCAAGGCCCGGCGCUGGACGACACGUGGCUGCUGGUGCUGGUGUCGUCGUGCGCGGGCGUGCUGCUGCUCGGCGCCCUGCUCGCCUUGCUGCUCCUCAAGUGCAAACUGCCGCGCAGCGGAAAGGGCACCCUGAGCCUGGAUGGCCCGCCGCUGGACGGCAGGGUCUCGAAGGGCUGCGAGGCCGUUCUGUACCCGCACAGCGCCGACAGCCGCAUGGCGCUCUGGGCCAUGCUGACCCCGCGCGGCACGGCGCACCACCUCGCCGACGGCGGCGGCGGCGCGGGCGGCGGGGGCGGCGGCUGUGCCCGGAGGCCCGCGUCGCCGCCCCCGGCCUGCAAGGCGCCGCCGCCGCCGCCACCCGCCUCCGGGAGCACGCCCACCAACUUCGACAACUCGGCGUUCGUCGACUCGGAUGCGGACGGCACGUCGGCCGACGCGUUCCCGCUGGGCGAGCUGUCGGAGGGCAGCCCGCGCGUGUCGCCGCCCACGUGCAUCGAGCACCCCAACCUGCCGCCGCUCAACCUCCACCCGCACGGCCGGCCGCGGCGCGCGCCGCUGUCCCGCCAGGGCUCCGACGCGGCGUCGCCCGCCUCGCCGGUCGUCCUCUAA
This is a messenger RNA of Schistocerca cancellata (South American locust), 783 nucleotides long. RefSeq lists its product as uncharacterized. The transcript has 4 exons. The coding region runs from base 1 to 783 and encodes 260 amino acids. NCBI's taxonomy places the organism in Eukaryota, Metazoa, Arthropoda, Insecta, Orthoptera, Acrididae. The record is from RefSeq and is a predicted model, not a curated record.